UUCCCUCGUCUCCGAGCCUCUUCUAUCCUCUUGUCGCUCGUCUCGUCUCCGAGCGGCAAACACCCGGGCCGGCACCGGCAGCUCCCCUCGCGGUGUGCAAAUGGCGCCUCCCGCCUCCGCCUCAACCUCCGCGCCGGUCUCCCUCUCCCUCCCGCUCCACCCUUCCCCGUACCUCCGCCUCCCCGCGCCAUUCCCCCGCCUCCAUCCCCGCCGCCUCGCGCUCGCGCCCCCCCGCCCCGGUGCCGCUCUCCUCUCCGGCCCUAGCCACGCGCAGCAGCAGCAGGAGGAGGACGAGGACGAGGAAGAGGAGGAGGAUUAUGAGGAAGAGGAAGACUACGAGGAGGGGGAUGAGGAGCUUAUGGAUGAGGAGGAUAUGGUGGAGGUGGGAUACGUGAGCGGCGCCCACGGGGUGCGCGGCGACGUCCUCGUGUCGCCCCGCACCGACUUCCCCCAGCUCCGCUUCGCCACGCCGGGGAAGAGGUGGCUGCGGGCUCGUGCUGCCGGGAAGAUGCAGGUUAGGGAGUUCGACCUUGUUCGAGGAAAAGCCCACACGGGGAAGAAGGCUUGGAUCGUGCGCUUUGAUGGCGUCGAUUCCUUGGACGAGGCCAGGCAAAUAGUUGGUUCAGCGAUACUUGUGAAAUCUGAGGAUAGGCCAGAAAUGGAGGAGGACGAAAUAUAUUCGCGUGACCUCGUCGGCAUGAGUGUUAUUGUCAAGGACACGGGAAAGCUUGUUGGAACAGUUGCUCAGGUCUUCAACUUUGGAGGUGGCGAUCUUCUCCAGGUUAUGGUUGGCUCUGCUGAGAGUGCUGUUCAGCCAAAUUCAGAAAAUCAGGAUUCAACUCCAUCCCGUGAGCAUGUGUGGAUUCCAUUUGCUGAAGAUAUUGUUCCUGAUAUUGAUAUGGAGAGUAGAGAGAUGUGGAUUACACCACCAAAGGGGCUUCUUGAGAUCAACAGGCGUCCUGAAAGAUCAAAAAAAGAAAGGCGUACGAUGGAUUGGAAGGAAAAGAAGAAGCUACAGCGUCGCAUAACUGCAGCGAAGAAGAUACUGCAGGAAAUGGAACAGGGCCAUAUUCUGGAAGGUUUGCUAUCAGGAGACAAACUUGAAAAGGCUUCACUUGCAGAACAGAUUGGGUCCAUUGACUUUCAAUUGUUCAAGCAUGCAAUGCAUUGUGUCAGCAAGCAAAUUGACAGCACAUCAACAAACGUUCUUGUAAAUUCCUCUUCACCAAGAAAAAAUGUGAUGAGAAUACCUUACAAGACCCUCAUGAACCAUGGAGAAAAAGGGAAGCAGGUCUUCAGUAAUGAAUUUAACAUAGGCCGUGAGAUCCUUCGGAAGUCAAAAGCAGCAAUCAUACUUGUUACAAGUUGCUCUGACUCUGAUGUUCUGGAUGCUGAGUUUCGGAAAUUGCUUAGUUCUUUUAGUGAGUUAAUGAAGGUUGAUGAAAAUCAUCUGUCUCCCCCAUUCAUUAUUGUUUCUCCAGCCGAUCAUGUGGAUUCAGUUAGGAACUACUUGGUGGAGAAUGACUAUUUUGGUUUUGACACUCAGAAGGUAUGGGUCCUUGAAGAGAUGAAACUUCCAGUUGUCGGUCUAUCUUCUGAGCUAAAGAGUAAAAAAAUUCUGCUGAAAUCCCCGUGGGAGAUACUUCAAAGGCCAGCAGGAACUGGAGCGAUUUUCAGCUCGCUAUCAUCAAAUAAAAUUUUGGACGCACUGAAUACAAUGGGCAUAGAGUAUGUACAGAUAUGCAGCUUGUCUGGCGGACUAGUCCUCGGGCAUCCUUUGCUCUUCGGCACUGCAAGUUCUCGUGGCGUGGAUGUCGGCAUCAAGCUCCACAAGACCAGCAAUAAAACGGAUGAUCAUUUUGAUUUGUUUCUUUCCAUCGACCACUUGAACAAGAUGUGCAGAGAUGUUAGCAAGGUCAGGUUCUCUGCCCACCCUGAGAAGCAUGAACAUGUCGAGCAUGCUGACAGGCAGUGGGUCGCCGUCCAGCCAGAGAUGGUGAACUCUCACCGGCUGAUUACAGAUGUUUCAAGUGUUUUGGAUUCUUGCUCUCCUGAGAAGCUAUGCGUCAUAGAGAUUGUUGAGUAGUGGUUAGUGAACUCUGUGCCCUUUUUCUGAAAAAUGUACCGUAGGACUGUACAUAGGCACAACUAAUAUGAUAUAUAUAUAUCCAAUGAUUUUUAUGUACC
Messenger RNA from Brachypodium distachyon (stiff brome), 2187 nucleotides. RefSeq lists its product as uncharacterized. Gene Ontology annotation, biological process: rRNA processing; UDP-N-acetylglucosamine biosynthetic process. Gene Ontology annotation, molecular function: UDP-N-acetylglucosamine diphosphorylase activity; ribosome binding. Bases 101 to 2086 code for a protein of 661 amino acids. Gene Ontology annotation, cellular component: ribosome. NCBI's taxonomy places the organism in Eukaryota, Viridiplantae, Streptophyta, Magnoliopsida, Poales, Poaceae. The transcript is spliced from 9 exons. The record is from RefSeq and is a predicted model, not a curated record.